AUCACACUCAGGCCUAUCGAUCCCAGAGCUUUGAUCGCGAGCUCUUGGCCUUGGCAGGCCAUGGCGUUCAACAGCGCACAUGUCUUCUUCACUCUGGGCUUUCUCCUCCUCAUGGCCUCCGGCGGUGUAGAGGCGCUGCAUUGGUUCUGCAACAUCCCAAGCGGGAGUUUUCAUGGCCCAUGUAUGAGCAACGACCACUGCUUGGCUGCGUGCAAAAGCGAGUACUACAACGGCGACAAGUCGAAGCCCUUCACCGGCGGGCAAUGCUCCCUCUCCGGGUCAAUCCUUCCAAGGUGCAUAUGUUCCAUAUUCUGCGGUCCGCCGAUGGCGGAGCAUGACGACCCGGAAACCCAUCGCCAUCACCACCCGCCUCUGCCUCCGCCGUCAGAAGGUCCAGAACUGUCGCCGCCGCACCAUCACGCGCCGCCUCCGCGCCAUCACCAUUAAUUACCAUCCGCCUCCGCCGCCGGAACAAGAGCCGCCAGCACAAGGCGGCGAGUAGGAGGGGUAAAUGUGGAAGAACAAUCAAAGACCGGAUCAAACGUUCGAUUUGUAUACUUGCGUGGAAAUAAUAUGAACUGGAUUUAUAAUAAUAUAAUGGUUUUGC
Messenger RNA from Brachypodium distachyon (stiff brome), 607 nucleotides. RefSeq lists its product as uncharacterized. The record is from RefSeq and is a predicted model, not a curated record. The transcript is spliced from 2 exons. The coding region runs from base 61 to 447 and encodes 128 amino acids. Lineage: Eukaryota; Viridiplantae; Streptophyta; Magnoliopsida; Poales; Poaceae.